This is a messenger RNA of Cololabis saira (Pacific saury), 4505 nucleotides long. Its product is annotated as synaptopodin 2-like protein. Gene Ontology annotation, cellular component: actin cytoskeleton; Z disc; nucleus. Gene Ontology annotation, molecular function: actin binding. The record is from RefSeq and is a predicted model, not a curated record. Bases 100 to 3711 code for a protein of 1203 amino acids. Gene Ontology annotation, biological process: positive regulation of actin filament bundle assembly. Lineage: Eukaryota; Metazoa; Chordata; Actinopteri; Beloniformes; Belonidae. The transcript has 5 exons.
AGGCUCAUUGAUACUCAUUGCGGUGAGGAAGUGAAAAAGGGGAGAAUAGCAUCUGUCUCACACACACACACACACACACUCUGUGGUCUGGGAGCAGGGAUGGUAGCGGAGGAGAUCGUGGUCUCCCUCUCAGGUGGAGCCCCAUGGGGGUUCAGGCUGCAGGGAGGAGCAGAGCAGCAAAAACCUCUACAGGUGGCAAAGGUACGCAGGCGCAGCAAAGCAUGCCGAGCUGGACUCAAGGAACAUGAUGAGCUGGUUGCCAUCGGCGACCAGAAGUGUGCAGAACUCAGCCACGCUCAGGCCAUGAGCCUCAUAGACACAGAGAGCGCCUCGCUGGACCUGAGAGUUAAAAGGGCCCCCCCUGGAUACCACUCCUCAUUUUACACCAGUCGCUCUGCGUCUCCUCGAUCCUCCGCCAGGGUCCUAGCUGCCCCCGUGGCCUCCCUACUGUCCCCCACCGAGGGACCCAGGGGUGUCACCUCCCCCCCUGACAGCGAGGCCUAUUAUGGGGAAACAGACAGUGAUGCAGACAUACAGUCACAGACGCACCAGCGACGCCAACGACGCACCCCUCCUCACGCACGCUCUCCUGCGCGCUACGACAACCAAGAGGAGGAGACUUCAGAGAUGAGCGGAUAUGAGAGUGCUGCAGAUGCAGGAGUCACCGUGCAGGGGCAGUGGGAUGGUCCCUCUCUUCCUGGGGUGCCUCGUAGAGAGCUCGUAUACCUGCCCCCCCAGACAGAGUGGACCACUCCCACACACACUCCACACACCCUAACCCCUCACACACUAACACCAACCCUUGAUCAGGGGAUGGUGGAUGGAGAGGGGGAAGGAGACAGUGGCUUCCAGGAGACAGGGGGCAGCACUGCACCGGCCUGUGCACCUUUGGUGUCUCCAGAACGGGCAAAAGAGGCUUUGAGGUUGAGCUCCCGGAGUCAGCUGGUGCCCAUGGUCGGACCCCAGCUGGGCCCCGUGAGUGACGAACUCUCCACCACCUACAUGGACAAAGCUCGACAAGCCAAGCUGCCGCGUCGGGAGAGUGUGGUGGAGAAGCAGGUGAAGGAAGCCCGCACUAAAUGCCGCUCUAUCGCAUCCUUGCUGACUGAUGCUCCCAACCCCAACUCGAAAGGGGUUCUUAUGUUCAAGAAACGCCGGCAGAGAGCCAAGAAGUAUACUCUGACGUGCUUUGGGAAAGCAGAGGGAGACAGAGGAGCGGAGACAGAAGGAGAGACGGAGGAAGAGGGAGGAAGUUCUAUCCUAAGUGGCUCAGAGGUUGAUGAAGAGGGAUUCUCGUCAUCGUUUGACGAGACGUGGGAUUCAGGUUAUCUUGACCUGCUGGACAAAAGAAGCUCCGCCUGCCCGUCGACCACACCGACGACUCCAACCACACCAACAGCCAAUCACGGCGCAGAACUAGACAUCUCAACUUAUCAAUCUCCCCAACGCAUGACUUUUGACAGUCAAAACCUGGAACUGCAAGACUCGAUCAAUCACGACUCAAGCCUGGAGAGCAACAUCACCAAGCAGCUAGUCAGCAACCGCCCUGCACACAUGUCUCCUCCAGCGUUGGCUCUGAACAAUGGGGGGUCGGUGGCUGUCAGCCGGGCCAGUGUCGUUCUGACUCCGCUCUCUCAGCCAUCCCUUCGAAGUCAAAAUGGGCACAACGGCGACCCCAGUUCUAGACCUAACCCUGACUUUAAUGCGAGCCCGAAUGCAGACUUGCACAGCAGCGCCGGUUUCGGUCCUAAUCCCAGUGUCCUGAACCGAACUGCACGCCCCUUCACCCCUGGCUCAAGCGCCUCUCGUGCAUCUGUGACCUCCGUGAUGUUUCGCCCUCCCCAGCCCAAACCUACAGGCAUAACCAUGGCAACCAAGCCUGUGGCAGCAGUAUCCAUGGUGAAUAUCCUGCCGACUCAACAUCCACCGGGGCAAGAUGCGAGGAGAGCGGUGUCUAGCACCUCUCUUUAUAUCCCCCCAAGAAAUAACAGCAGUAACACCCCCUCCUCAGUUAACUCCCCCCCUUCAGCUCUCUCCCCUCCCUCCUCCCUGUCUUCUAUAUCUCUCUCUCAUCCUCCCGUUGCCAAACCACAACAUUUCUCUCCUAUGCCCACAGUGUCUGUUACUCCCCCAACCCCCCUUUCACCAUCUGCACCUAAAGGUUCUCCUAUGUGUCCCCCAAGUGCUCAGACCUUCUCCCCUCCAGCUCCUCCACCAUACCUCUCUCCUCCUGCUCCAACCUACCCACCCCCCUCCACCGUCAAUUCAGCUGCACAAAUCUCCUCACCAAGACCUCCUCCUGAUUUGACUCAGGUCUCCUUCCCCGCUCCUCCUCCUACAAAACCACUCCCACCUCCACCUGCUCACCCUUACGUCAACACGGCAGCUGUAGGGACUCCUGAAAUGACCCCCCUGGCUCCCGCCAGUCACUCAAUGGCGACACGAGAGCAACGGAUCUCCGUCCCAGCCGCUCGCACCGGCAUCCUGAAAGAUGCCCGUAAUCGUAGCAGCAAAAAACCAAUGUUCAGUGCACUCAAGAGCAAAGAUGUUAACCCAAACCCUGACUUGCUGUCGAUGGUCCAGAACAUGGACGACCGUUUUGUAAGAGCCCCGGGUAAUGAACCUGGAGCUGCCCCCAGUGGGGAGGCGGGGCAUGAAUCAGGGCCCGAAGAGGACUGGCUGAGGCUGGGGGCCGAGGCCUGUAACUUCUUGCAGGCUCAACGGGGGCCCAAGCCCCCACUCGUGGCUCCCAAACCACAAGCCCCUCAGGUGCCACAGCUUGCGGGAAAGGGGGGUCAGCUGUUUGCCCGCCGACAGAACAGGAUGGAUCGGUACGUCGUGGAGCGAAGUCCCUCUGUCACUGCGGCACCUUACUCUCCUGCAGAUACAAGGGAGCCCUCACCCACACCUUCCCUCCCUGCGGCCUGGAAAUACUCUUCCAGCAUCCGAGCCCCGCCCCCAAUUAACUACAACCCCCUCCUGUCUCCUUCUUGCCCCCUUAAGGCCCAGAAGAAACCCGAGGUGACAAAGUCUGGGACUGCUGGAUCCAAAGGGCGAAAAGCAGGCAUGAAGGCUGUGGACAUCAUGAGCCACCAGCCGUACCAGCUCAACUCCUCCCUGUUCAGCUACGGGGGCGGGGUUCCCCAGGAGACCUUCAGCCCCCAGCAGAGAGGAGUCGCAGGGGCUCCUCAGAAGACGGCCCGUGUCUAUGAGGUGAAGCGCUUUUCCACACCCCCUCCGAUGGCCACGGGACCCUCCCUCAAGGUUAUCGCGCCUCGAUCGGCGACGACGCUCGGAGAGCCAAUGACACGCUCCGAUGUCUCGUUUGCUCCGCCUACUCCCGAUGCCACGCCCUACCAGCUCUACCAGCCACCGCCUCAGCCGUACCAGCCUCAGUGGGCCUCCUCCUCCCUGUGUUCCCCACCUCCUCCCGCUCCCACUGCUCCGCUCCCCCAGCUCCCCACCUUCUCCUCCGCUCCAGCUCCAAGCCCACUGCAGAUUCCCACUUUUACUCAUCCACAGUCCUCACUCACUUCCCAGGCCAACAGGCAGUUCAAGAGCGCGCCGGACCUGAGUCCUCUGAGCCCCGCUGCUGCCCCCCAGCAAGCACCUCCCGGCUCUCUACCCAACAGAGUCCCCAGGCCCAGGUUCAGCACGUCCACCCUGGGCCUCCAGCCUUGUGUGUGGCGUCCCGGGUCCACGAUGCACUGAGCAGAUCCAGAUCCUCGUCCGGAUCGACCGGGCUCCGCAGCAACAUGCAGCAGCAUUUUGCUUCAGACUUACCCAUCUGUUCUUAGCUUUUGAAUAUUAUUCCAGGCUUCAGCAAGCGGCUUUAUUUGGACACACGUUUUAUCAGAACGUCUGCUUGGAUCGAUCUGACAUGCAGCCAAGUUUAAUUUCUUAAGUCAGUAUAUUCAGUCAUCCCGACACACUUGGCUGAACGGUAAUUGAAGGGAACCUUGUGCUCGAAGAUGGAAAAUUCAGUGUGGAAACCCGAGACAUGGUUUAGAAAUUGAAACCACGUGCAGAGAGAAAAAAAAACGGGAAGAGUUUCUUGGGAAAACUAAUAAAGUUUUGUAAAUAUUGUCCAGAAUGGUGAAGUUUCAACAUAAAAAGGGGAACAGAGGAUGUGUUAUGACAAGACUGCUGUGAGAGAGGUGUUGCAGAGAAUGGGGAAAGACAAACAAGAAGAUGAAAUGAAGAAACACCGUAGAAAUAUCUCUGAAGUGACAAAAAAAGUGUAGACAUGAUCAGUUGCUUCACACUGUAAAAAAAAAAAACUGGUUGCUUUCUGACAAUAUCUUGUUUUGUUAGCAGUAUUAUUGUGUCACAGAUAUAAGGAUUUGAAGAUUGAUGAGUGUGUUUUCUUUCGUAGGGUAAUCCUUUAACGGUAGAUUUGAUUCCUCUUCUGUUGAUAUAAAAACAAGAAAUGUAUAAUCUGUCUGUUUAGCUCUGAUUCUUUUCCAAAGAGACAUGCAGCUGAAUAAAAAUAGACAUGACUCACA